CCUAAAUCAUUAACACUAAAAAUGGACGGUCUCGAUGAAUUUGAAAAGUCGCUCGUUGCAGAGAAAACUGAGCGAGAACGGUUAGACGAAAAGAAACAUCGUAAGCAUAAACAUCAUCAUCGACGAGAUCAAUCAACCGAACGCGACCGCGACCGUGAUCGCGACAGCCACCAUCAUAGUCGUCGAAGAUCACGCGAUCGUCGCGAAAACGAAGACAAAGAUGGGCAUCGACAUAAGCGAUCCCGUCAUUCCAAAGAAGACGAGCACCAUAGCAGACACAGACACCAUAGAGACGAGCGUGAUGAUUUAGAUCGACGGCAUCGACAUAAAAACGCAUCCGAUGCCAAGGAAGACCUGCUGUUACCCGACGAGGAGCCGACUCCGGGAGACUUGGAGAAAUCAGAGGGGACGAGUUCAAAGCCUGCCCGAGACUCUUGGAUGACAGCUCCAUCUGCGCUUGAUAUUGAUUAUACCCAGAAAGGCUCCAAAUCGUCUAAGCGUCCUCCACCUCCGAGUGAGGCACCGCAGAGGGAAAUUCACAAGCGAGAAAUAAAUGCGGUCCAGUUACAGGAACUUAAUAGUGGCAAGACCAUUGACGAGAUUGAAUUACCAGAACAGCACGAGGUCGAUUACACAUUUGGUGAUAGCGGAUCACAGUGGAGAAUGACCAAGUUGAACGGCGUCUACAAUACUGCUGAGAAGACUGGGAGAUCUUUAGAUGAGGUCGCGUUAGAACGAUUCGGCAGUCUGCAAGACUUUGAUGAUGCGCGUGAGGAGAAGAUCGAGAUAGACCGGCGCAAACUUUACGGUGAAGGCUACGUAGGCAAGGAGAAACCUAGCGGGGAGCUAUUUGAGGAAAGGAAGCUAAACCAGGCCAUUCACGAGAAGCGACAAACUCCACUAGAAUCAACAGACGUAGACCUGGGCGCUGUCACUCCUGAUGAGGCAUCAGCUGGCGUGGCAAUACAAAUCGAUCAAACUACGUUGAAUCGGUUGAAAGCUCAGAUGAUGAAAGCAAAGCUGAAGAAGGCACCGGACGCUGCCAAACUAGAGGCAGAAUACAACGAGGCAGCCGCAGCUUUUGCGUCGAAGGGUCCCGAGGCGGUUGUCCUUAACAUCAUGGAAAAUCGCAUGUUGGCGGGAACCCGUGGAGAGGUCAAGGCCGUUGAGACAAGACGCGGUCGUGAAAGAGGACUCGUAGAGCAAAAUGAAGACAUGUCGAUCGAAGAUAUGGUUCGGGAAGAGCGGCGAACGAGGGGCCAGGGAGAUGGCAUACGCCUAGCGGAGCGAAUUGCCAAGGACGUCAAGUUCGACGAUGAUCUCGAUUACAUGGACGAAAACGCCGAGAAAUUAGCCAAACGUGUGCAGAAAUCCGAGAUUAACCUUAAGAACCAAGCUGUGGGCGAAUUCCAAAAGAUCAAUAAAAUCCUAGAUAAUUGCCAACUUUGUCACCACGAAGACCGCAAUCAACCACCGAUCGCCCCUAUAGUCUCGUUAGCAACGCGAGUAUAUCUAACAUUACCUACAGAGCCCGAGUUAAGCGAAGGCGGUGCUGUUAUCGUGCCUAUCCAACAUCGAAAUAAUCUCCUGGAAUGUGAUGACGACGAAUGGGAGGAGAUUCGCAAUUUCAUGAAGUGUCUGACGCGGAUGUUCCACGAGCAAGGUCGGGAGGUGGUAUUCUACGAAAACGCGGCAGCCCCUCAAAGGCAUAUGCAUGCCGCUAUGCAAGCGGUGCCUAUCCCGUACGAUCAAGGAGAUACAGCGCCGGCUUUUUUUAAGGAGGCAAUGCUCACGGCGGACGAAGAAUGGUCACAACACAAGAAGAUUAUCGACACGGGUAAGAAGGCACGCGAAGGUCUUGGCAAGUUAGCUUUCAGACGAUCUAUCGCUAAGGAGAUGCCUUACUUCCAUGCAUGGUUUACUUUGGAUGGAGGGCUGGGCCACGUAAUAGAGGAUUCUAAUCGGUGGCCUAGAGGCGAUCUGUUUGCAAGGGAGAUAUUAGGCGGCAUGCUGGAUGUUGAACCAAAUAUCAUCAAGAAACAAGGCCGAUGGCACAAAUCCGACACACGAGUCGACGGAUUUAGAAAACGCUGGAGGAAGUUUGACUGGACGAGAGUACUUGCUGAUGGAUAAGGUCUCUUGUCUGAGCAUAAAUCAUAUACAUGUUUCCACAUACUCAAACACGUUGGUUAGUCUAUGAAGUGUAAUAAAAUGAAGCGCCAGGACGAAAGGUCUAGACCGUAACAAUGAAAAAUAAAGUAAAGCAGCUUUCAGGAACUCAUAUUUGACUAAACCGGUUUUAUGCCAUAGCGAGACCAAUAAGAAUCAUACAGCCCUUCAUAAGAUCCCCUGCGUCCAAAUUGUCGUAGAAUGUCUCAUAGAAUCUUUGACAAUAGACAAUUAAGACAACCUUGAACAUGAACAUGAG
Molecule: messenger RNA, 2428 nt
Organism: Annulohypoxylon maeteangense
Lineage: Eukaryota; Fungi; Ascomycota; Sordariomycetes; Xylariales; Hypoxylaceae
Product: cell cycle control protein cwf19
Exons: 1
Coding region: 22-2133 (703 amino acids)
Biological process (GO): mRNA splicing, via spliceosome
Cellular component (GO): post-mRNA release spliceosomal complex
Source: RefSeq, a predicted model, not a curated record